CAGGCACUGCCUGCCAUUGUGCACCGUGAACUAGCUGCGGAUCGAAAGGCCCCGCCCCACGAUUGCUGUUACUGCUAUGCUAAUGCGCCACGGGAGAGAUGGCCGUCGCCGAAAAAGCGACCAUUUCCCACCUCGAUUCCCCUCCCUCCUUUGUCAGGAUCCUCUUCCUCCGAGGAUCCAUCCCGCAGAUUCCCCUUUCCUUGCUCUUCUAUUGUGCCCGAUUGGUUGUAAUGUUGUAGACGCUGGCCUACCGGAGAUUUGCUUCGCUUUUGUUCCCCCCUCGGUGGCAUUCGUUUGCAGGAAGGUCGUGAGCACUAGUUGGAUGGUCGUUGUGAACAGCCAAUUUGGGGGACGGAAUCCAAUCCGGAGGGAGUGUUUUGAAUGGAUUGUGGGGUUCUGACGUUGGGUUCGCGAUCACGCGCGUAAUUUGGGUAUGCUGGCUCUUGGGUUCUUGCGAUGAAUUGGUGUGUGGCAAUGGGUUCGCGUGUUAGGUUUAUGGCUAUGGCUUUGUUGAAGUGUUGUCGCAGUGGCUACACACCCUUGGUUCCGAAUUUAAUGUUUCACAGCUGGAACCACCUUCGUGACAUCCAGGCUUGAGUCGCAGGCAUCGUAAAGCUGACGUCGCGGGUGGAGUGCAGAAAGUGGCGUGUGAAUUAAGCAGAUAAAAUCGUGUACUUGCGGUUUGUGAGCGUCACCCACUUGCUGUAGCGGACGUUUUCGAGAUUGACAUUGCAACUUAGGGUCUCCAAUAGCUCCUUAAGGAAAUUCUAAGCUCGUUUUUUCUGCUCCGGUUGCGUCAAUUCUAUAAUAUCUGGUCUGCAUGUAAGGCUACUUUGAUUUCAGUUUAUCUCUGUUUCUCGGUUAUAUCCUCGCAAUCCGUGCUACUUUUAGCACAAUUUACGUCUUCAGGGAGUACUCUGAUGUUAGUUGCAAUCCGCCUUUUUAGCAACUACGAUCAAUAUUUGUAAUGAACCUGACUCAAUCAAUUGUUUUUGAAUUCACGGCCCUAGCGCAUCAUUUGCAGUUGCGUGUGUGACUUUGAGACGAACAGUUAGGUUUUCAUUGAUUUAGCACUCUACUUUAGAGCGAUGAAGUUCAGGACUGCACAUUGAUAGUUCCAUCGUGUUUUACCUACAGUAAGGAAGAAAAAUUGACAUGACGCUUCUUUGCGUACAUUGAAUCUUCCAGCAGGGACUCAUUAGAACCGGCAACUUUGUGACCUUGUGAUAACGGAGUGUCGAUAAAAAUGCACUUCAGGAAUUUUGAAGAAUUUUGGCCCUUUUAUGUCAACCAACAUUCAAAUGCAUCGACACGGAGAUGGCAUUUCUGUGCAACCGGUUGCGCGACUCUGUUUUUGAUAGCUGGAAUUGUAAUAAAAUGGUGGCUCCUGUUCUUCGCUCCUAUGUUUGGGUACGGGCUUGCCUGGUACAGCCAUUUCUUCAUUGAAGGGAAUACACCAGCCUCUUUCGGUCAUCCAAUAUGGUCCUUGAUUUGCGACUAUAAAAUGUUUUUCUUGAUGCUGACUGGUCGAAUGGAUCGUGAGAUAAAGUGGCUAGGGAAAAGGCCCAUGAUUCAGGUUUCAUAACCAAUUUCUUCUUCAUUGAAGACUUACUUUGUUUGUACAGACAUGGCAGAGUUGUUUGUCAUUGUACUUGGUUCCAUGGUGGACAGUCAGAUUCAGACAUCGGAAUCAGAAGUUGUGUUCUGUUUUCUACCGUGGUGGCGCUUUCUUUGCCAUCCUUUAGAAGGGCGGUCCAGUACUGGGUCAACCUUCUGUGUGUAGCAAGAAGUCUCCUAGCAGGCUUGCCCAAUUAGUUGCUCUGUUAUUCAUGUUGUUGCGAGAUGUAUCAUCCACGCCUGGAACAUAGAUUCGUGAACUCGCUGUCUUUGGUGUUUCAUGGUUCAUAAUUGCAAUAAAGAGCGUUCCAGGCCUUGUGCUUUCCGUUAGUGCUCUCAAGCUUCCAAACUAAA
Molecule: messenger RNA, 1971 nt
Organism: Physcomitrium patens
Lineage: Eukaryota; Viridiplantae; Streptophyta; Bryopsida; Funariales; Funariaceae
Source: RefSeq, a predicted model, not a curated record